Messenger RNA from Anopheles darlingi, 2485 nucleotides. Its product is annotated as lipase member H. The record is from RefSeq and is a predicted model, not a curated record. Bases 843 to 1901 code for a protein of 352 amino acids. Gene Ontology annotation, molecular function: lipase activity. Lineage: Eukaryota; Metazoa; Arthropoda; Insecta; Diptera; Culicidae. Gene Ontology annotation, biological process: lipid metabolic process. The transcript is spliced from 4 exons.
GAUCGGUGCGGUCCUCCUGCAUCUUAACGUAUUCCGAGUGUUCGCGGUUGGUUGUUGACGUUAAUGGUGCUGGGCUGUUAUUUGUUGUGCAUCAGGUUACUAGCUAUUACCCGAGUAGUGCUCAUAACGAUUGCAUUCCUCGCUGAACGCUGUAAUCGUUGAGCGCUUCGGAGCGAAAAGCGAAAGUUACGGUGAUCGGAAUAGGCGAGUGAUUAGUCAGCCGCUCAUAAAAAACGGAUCGAUCUGUGGUGGUGGUGUUAAUCCGUUUCGGGCGUAUUGAUGCUGUAGCAUCUAGCGCUUCCAGGUUCUUGUGUCGCUUACUACAGUGCAUUCCAAGUGGUUGCUGCACCGAAGCCUUCCGAAAACCUAACCCCAAAACCGGUCAGCGGUUGACAUAAAAAUGCAUAGAAACAACUAGACAUCGAGAAAACCUGUUUUAAGCCACACUGUUCAAACGCUGCUUUUCUUCAGCCAUCGUGACAUCCCAGUGGAAGACUGAGUGUCUUGGGAAGUGAACAAAAAUCGAAAACAAAUAUUAUACCAAGGAGGAACCCCCUUUGGAAAGUGUUACUCAACGGAGAUCUACCAGCCAAGAGAAUUUGUGGCAAAAGUGCGUGACGGUGUGUGCAGCAUCGCCAUCGAUCCGAUCGAAACAAAUGAGAAAUCGGCCGCCACCAAACGGAUAAGGUCUGCGUGCACUGGCCGUAUAAGCGAAAGUGACGUAUAUUGCUGGGUUGAGUGUAAUAGGCUGCAAUCUUCUUUCGGUGUUGCGUGUCUCGUGAGCCCUCGAUCCGCGUACCGCUUACAAACGGCUCUGGAUCGGUCGGUUGGUGCAAUUCAAAAUGCAACUUCCGGUCGCAACGGUUGGAUUCGUUUUCAUUUUCCUCUCGACGCUCGCGGGUACCAUUAAAGCCCAGAAGAAGGAAACCAACAAUGUGUUCAACACGACCUCGUGCCUCGAGAAACCUUACCGCUGCCCGCAUCCAAAGAUCAAGUUCUACCUCUACACACGCCGUACACAGCAAACCCCCGAGCUGAUCGAUGUCCUCGACCCAGAAUCACUCUACUACACCCACUGGAACCCAUCGCAUCCGGUCAAGAUCGUCAUCCAUGGAUUUGGCGGUGGCCGUAACCUGUCGCCCAGCCCGGACAUGCGUAAGGCGUACUUUACGCGCGGCAACUACAACAUCAUCAUCGUGGACUAUGGAACGGCAGUAACCGAACCCUGUUUAAGCCAGAUCGAGUGGGCACCACGCUUUGGGAGCUUGUGUGUUUCGCAGCUGGUCAAGUAUAUUGCGCGACAUCCGCGAGGUAUUAAUCCGGACGAUAUGCAUCUCAUCGGGUACAGUGUGGGGGCUCAUAUAGCAGGCCUGGUCGCGAAUUAUCUUACACCGCAAGAGGGUAAACUGGGCCGUAUAACCGGGCUCGAUCCAACUAUUUUCUUUUACGGAGGAUCAAACAACUCACGUGACCUGGAUCCAUCGGAUGCGCACUUUGUCGAUAUCAUCCACACGGGCGCCGGUAUUCUCGGUCAGUGGAACCCCGGUGGUCAUGCUGAUUUCUACGUCAAUGGUGGCACCAGCCAGCCAGGAUGUGCCAGCUCAACCAUUUUCCAAACACUGGCCUGUGACCAUACGAAAGUGACGCCAUACUUCAUCGAAUCCAUCAACAGUGAGCGAGGAUUCUGGGCUGGUCCGUGCCCGACGCUCAUCUCCUAUCUGCUCGGUUGGUGUGAACCCAAGGACUCCGAUUACGUGCUCAUGGGAGAACACCUUUCCAAACAGGCACGUGGUGUGUACUACGUUACGACGAAUGCAAAGCCCCCGUACGCAAGAGGAUUUCCUGGGAAAAACCGACGAACUGCCAAAACAUCCGAGUACAGCGGAGUGCGAAGAAAGUGAGCAGCAGCAGCAGCAGCAGCAGCAACAGCGGAGCAGAUUCGUCAAAAGCCAAAUGGUUGUGAUAUGAGCAGUGACCAAUAUACCGUUUUCUUAAGAAGAUUCGGAGUACACAUGACGACGCAGAACCACUAAACUGCUACUAGUAUUAGCAAAACAUGCAAGGGCAGCAAACGGUUAGAUUAGUUAGCAAACGGUUAGAUUAGUUACCCUAGUAGCUUUAGUAGUUGGGUAAGGGAAUCGCUAGGUUUGAGGUUCUUUCGUCAAACGACGACAACGACAAUAGGACUGCCAUCCGAUGAGGACGAACGCCGAAGAGGUUCAUUAGAUUUCGGAUUCGCUGAAGGAUGGCACAGCGUGGCGUCCGUCAUGGACGACCAUUAUUAGACGUGCAAACUAAUCACAGUAUUGCCGUCGCCAACCAGUUGAGAUGAUGUGCCGAUACAUGUUGAAAUAGGGACACACGAAGAGCAAGAGGGGGUAUGAUAGCGGUAGUGUAGAAGAGAAUACGUAAUAAAGCUUCAUCGAUCCAUCCACCAGAGCGUUGGUUCAGUUCAACAGUUUAAAUAUACGCCUUUUUAUUUGGA